Drosophila melanogaster (fruit fly) is the source of this 5327-nucleotide messenger RNA. RefSeq lists its product as uncharacterized. Lineage: Eukaryota; Metazoa; Arthropoda; Insecta; Diptera; Drosophilidae. The transcript is spliced from 11 exons. Bases 238 to 4632 code for a protein of 1464 amino acids. The record is from RefSeq and is marked reviewed.
ACUGGCAGCAGAGCGGCCAUUUUGGAGAUUGUUUCAUCCACAAAAAAGUUAUGCACCGAAUCUAAAAAAAAGAACGUUCGCUGUUAGUUAAACAUAAAAUCCGCUCGUGCAUAUUGAAGCGUUGUUGUGCUGGCCGAUCCGAUGUGAAGAUAAUGCUGGGCCCGAGCAGACCGACAGUUCCGAUUCUAUAACGACUAAAAUUACCAGCCAUCAGCAGUAGAAGAGCCCAAGCCAAACAUGGAUCCCAAUUCCAGUCCCUGGUCAUACGCCUACAACCGCAUCGUGCCCGCCAGUGCCGGAAGCUCCGGCGGAACAGCAGAGGACUUCCAGCAUCCACACCUGGCCACCAUUACGGCAGCAAGCAUCGCCAGCUUUAAUGCGGCGGCCGCCAGUGGUGGCAGCUUUGUGCCUCCGUCACCGAUUGGCAGCUACAACCCAGUAUUCCAGCAGAUCUACCACCAUGCGGCGGCGGCCAGUGUCCAGCCUAAGCCCGCCCACUAUGCCUCGUCAGCGGUGAGCACGCCGCACCGCCAGCUGCAGCUGCCCAGUUCGCUGGACAAGCAGCUCAGUUCGUUCCAGAACCAGGCGGCCGUGUCGGCGGCAGCGGCUGCUGUAGUCAACAAUGUUGCCUCGAACUAUUACGGGGAGAACUCCUCGUCGAGUGGAGCCUCACCAUCGCCCACAACGGUGGCCCUGACGUCGACGUCGCUGACCUGGAACACGCCGAACAUGAUAUCGAACACCUUCCUGGCCAUGCAACAGCAGCAGGCACAGCAGCAACAGCAGCAGGCACAACAGCAGCAACAACAGGCCCAACAGCAACAGCAGCAGGCGCAACAGCAACAGCUAAACCUGGUGGCCGACAAAGUGAUUAAGCAGGAAAAGCAAUUAAAAGCCUACAACGACUCGAUUUACCUGAUCCAACUGCAACAGCAGCAGCAGCAACAACAGACAGCGGCGCAGCAGCAACAGCAGCAGCUCCACCAGCAACUGCAACAGGAGAUCGCCGAGGCAGACACAGAACCGGACACCUAUUACACCAUUGAUGGCCGGAAGGUCAAGGUGACGCGGAAGGAUGGCCAGCCGUAUCGGGCAACGAUAGUAGACCAACAGGAUGCCAGUCCGGUGCCGCUGGCAGUGCCAGUUCCGGCGGGAUCCUAUCCGGUGCAAUAUGCCAGUCCGGCGCUAAGCUCCGCAGAUGGAUCGCCCAUCACGAAUUUACAUGCGGUGGACGUGGUCAGCACACCGCAGGCCCAGGUGAUCGUCUACAAGACGGCAUCCCCUGUGCAAAGGCGGCAAGAAGCGGGCGCUGGAUCGUCUGCUGCUGCCACACCCACCACGGUGGCCUACUCAUCUGUGAUACAAAGCACCCUGCAGCAACAGCAGCAGCAGCAGAACCUCUGCUGGACGAAGCUGGAGGACAAUGGAGCGGGGCAGGAGGACAUUAAGAACGUGCUGCAGCUGCAGGUGAAACAGGAACAUCGGCAGCUCGAUUUUGCCAGUGAGGCAUCCUCAGUGGACGCCGGUGGUGGUGGCGAAAAUCUAGUUUUCAACCUACCGCCCGGGCUGGAGAUCAAGCAAACCUUCUAUCCCGCGAGCGUGGUCGAUGGGGAGCAACUGCAGCUGCAGGAGCACAAUCAAAACCAAUCCCAGUCCUCCGGUCGGCGCCAGCACGUGGUGGCCAACAUGAUCAUGUCGCCGUCGGCGGGCAACUUAGCGUCACAGAUUCAAGUAGUGCCAAAGGAGGAGGUGAAGCCGCCGCCGAAACCAGCGAAGACUCCGCGCAAGCGCCAACCGAAGAAAACGCUUAUCCCCAGUAGCAGCGACUACGGCAAUGUGCGCAGUCCCCAGGAGCCGCAGCAUCAUCAGUUGCAGCAGCAACAGCAACAACAACAGCAGCACAAUCAGCAACAGCAGCAACAGAACACGUACUACGACUUCAACAGCAAGUGGAAUGCUCCGCUCAAGACGGAAAACAAUGCGGCGUCCGUUUCGCCGGCGGCCACAAUAAACAUACCCACAUAUCCUCAGCAGAGCCAACAGCAGCAGCACCAGCAGCAGCAAGCGCAGCAGCAGCAGCAGCAGCACUUGCCACAGCCGGCACACCUGCAGUCCUCGCAGGCCCAGUCACACUUGACCCAGUUGGCGCAAUACUAUCCAGCCUUCCCUCAGCCCAUUGCCUCUCAGUACACUGCCUGUAUGCAGCAACAGCAACAACAGCAGCAGCAACAACAACAACAGCAGCAACAGCAGGCAGCCUAUACGCAGCAGCAACACCAGCAGGCCUACACACAGCAACAGCAGCAGCAGGCGCAGCAGCAGCGUCAGGAGAAGAGUGAAGCCACUCAACAGCAAGAGGAGGAGGCGAACGCGGCUGCAGCGGCGGCAGCAGCAGCAGCGGCCAGCAACAAGGUCAUCGUGCCUAACAUCGAAGAGGAACUGGAUUUUUUGGCGGAUGCCACAGCAACACCGAAGCAGGGCUAUGCCAACUCACUGUCCAGCAACGGGCGCGGGACCAACUCCUCCACAAAUAACACGAACUUUGGCAUACGUAAUCCGAACAAGACUCCUUCCCCGGAGCCAACGAACUGUCCACCCAACUCGCAUGCCUCCAACAAUGGGCAUGGUCAUUCGGCGGUGACGCCCGUGGCGCCUUCAAGCACCGGAGCCAGUGCAUCCACGGCGUACAGUCCUGUUGCUCCCAAGCCUGUGAGCGUGGGCACGCUAAUUGGGGAGAAGAAGACUCAGUUUAUGGACAGCUAUCUGAAGUUUCUGCAGGGCGAGCGGGACGAUGAUCCGCCGCCGGUAGUGAAGCCAUCGCGGAAGUUAAAUUACCCACGAGCUCCGUACAAGCGGAAAGGCAAGGGUUCUGGGAGCGGAGAUGAACCCACAACCUCACAGGCCACACAGUCAGCGGGGGACGCCGUCCAGGCAGUUGAUGGACUGGCAGGACUCGUCGGUGAUGAUGGGCAUCGUAUCAAAAUACUCUCGCAGACGCAAAUACUCCCCAAGAAGCGUCCGCACGCCCAAAUGGUGGCUGCUGCAGCCGCGGCGGAGUCGGCACCUUCGUCGUCGGUGAUCCAGCAGCCCGGGGAUCAAACCUCCUUCCGGCCAUACGCCCAGCAGCAGCAACAGGCGCAACAGCAGCAGCAGCAAUCGAUGAGCGGACAGCACUUUGUGCAGCAGCAUUGCGCCCAACUGACAGCUGGAGCGGGUCAAGACCCCUUGAGUGUGCCGCCGCGACGGGAGCAAUGCUCCCGCAAGGCCAAGCAGAGCAGCAUGCAUGCCAUGCUCAUGAAUUCCAGUUCUGUUGUCGGCGAUGGUGGAGUAGUUGGCGAGCCGGAUGAGUUCACCGACUCUGACACGGAUCCUGUAUGGACUCCGCAGGAGGAAGACAGCGAUGAUGGAAAGGGCUAUGGGAAACGAAAGUUGGCUCGCCGGUCGAAGGGCACUCCUCGCAAGAACACCUAUGACCAUUCCUCAGGCCUGCAACAACAGCCACAACAGCAGCAGCAACACCACCAGCAACUGCAGCAGAUGCAGGUCAACCAGCAACAUCACCAGCAGCAGCAACAGGUGCAGCAAAUGGCGGGUGGCGAAUCAACCUACAAUUCGCAACAGAAUAUGUCCGGAGUGGCGGAUGUGGGAUAUGCCAGCGCAUCAUCGGGCCCAGCUGCCAACUCGGAGAACUUUAAAACGGGCGACUUCAUAGUUUUGCGAUCGGAUCUCGUGAACGAUUGGCCCACCAUUUGGCAGGUGGACUCAAAGUGCAUUUUGCAAAAGUACGAGCCAUUCCGCCAAAACGGAAAGACCUUCUAUCGCAACAUGUCGAAGUACGCCUCUUGGAAUCUCGAAACUAAGAAACUCUACCUCAAAGCACCGGUGCGCAUUCAACUGCAUUCACACACCGAAACGAUUGUUGAGUUCAUGCGAUCAGAGUUGCUGGCCGACGAUACGGAGCAGUUUAUUGAAAAGAUCAUGGAGGACUACCUGUCCUACAGGGAUAAUUUUGAGAUCUAUAUUCAGACUAUGAUCUCCCAGGCCCUCGAUCCAAGCUUCUUCUCGGAAAUAACGCGGGAAAAGGACGACUACUUUUUGGGCAGUGUUCGCGUGGUAGACAAUAUCAUGGAAAACUGCAAGCGUAAGCUGCUGGCCAUCACUCCUUGGACACGGAGUACGAUCUCCUCCAUCGAGACGUGGCCCAAGUGCCAUGUGUUCUCCGAAUGGGAACAAAACAAUCUUACCCAGAAAAAUUGCGCCGGUUGCCACCAGCCAGGCAUCGCUGUGCGCUUCCUCCUCUUCGGGGAGCCGUACAAUCCGAACACCAUGCAGACUAUUCCCGUUGAUCCGCGAAUCGUCUAUGAAAAGGAUAUUGUUCUAUGCCGCAUCUGUGCCGCUCGUGCAGAUCUCUUCCACAAGAUUGCACACGAAAAGUUCAAUCUGUUCAUAAACUGCUCGCAGCGAGUAACCGAGCAGCAGCAACAGUUCCCAGGAAAGACGUCAACAGAAAUAUUGAAUGAUCUGCUGGCCGAACACAACUGGAUCGACGAGCUCUUCCGCAACAUGCGCAACUGCUGGGCCGAGGUGGAGAGUCUGGAGAGGCAGAAGCGCUUCCGGGAGGUCAUGCAGUAAAAGCCAUUGUUACCAGGACCCAUUAUCAGUAUCAGGAGGUCUCCUGAUUGCGUAUCCAAGUGCUGGACAUUAGGACAUUAAACGCCAAGCCCCACGUAAUGCUGCAAUAAACUCAAUGAGUUGUUAUUUUAUUAUAUACCAGAAGACACGCAACAGCUUAGUUUUAGUGCAAGACACAUAUUGUACUGUGUAGGCCUUUAGUUUAAGAUAGAGUCUAUAGUCUUGGACAAUGCAAGUGCAUGCCAUGUAAAUAGCUAUACAGAUAGCUAUAGCCGCGCAUUAUAUCGUACAUAUAUAUAUAUAUAUAUAUAUCGAACUUAAAGUACUAAAUAAUAGAGUAGUACUAACCUCAUCAAGACGAAGGAAUAAUAUUUCUGUUGCGUUGAAAUUGGUUAAGCAUUCUGUUUUGCUAAAUUUCAAAUUAAGAUUUAUUUGGUAGCAUUUCUUAAGAAGAUAAUUUACCUUAAACACCCGCAAACAAUCAAAUUGUGUUUUUCUACCGACGUGGUAAGGAAAACAUUAUCAGCAUCAACACUAUACAUACUUACUAAUUGUACAUACUUAGUUUAAACUCUAGUUACACAAUCCAGUUGCAGACAUUUAGUUAACUUUAUUUGUUAUGCGGAUUUUAAUUUAAGUUGUGAAUUUUUAGAAUCUUAGAGUUCCCUGAAUAAAUAUGAAAGAAUCACAUAUGU